Molecule: messenger RNA, 2406 nt
Organism: Rotaria sp. Silwood1
Lineage: Eukaryota; Metazoa; Rotifera; Eurotatoria; Philodinida; Philodinidae
Source: the annotation of a GenBank genome assembly
AUGGCUAAUUCUUUACGUCGAAAUUCAUUUUCUGAAAUACCAUCAGUUAUAUCUCAUUGUCGUCGAUGUCAACUUGAUAUUGAAUCUGAUCCACAAUGUAAUGGACGUACAAGAAUAUUAUGUCCAUUUUGUGGAGAAUUUCUUAUUCGACCAAAUUUACCAAAUAUUCAACAAUUAAAAGAAGAUAUUCAAAGACGAGCAAGAGAUGAUAAUAUUGAUCAUGGUUUAAGUCUUCGUUCACGUUUUAGUCGAACAUUUAAUCGAAUAAUUUUACGAAGACAAAAUAUUAUUAAUAAUAAUGGUAUAACAGAAAGUCAUAGACGAAAUAGAACAAUUACAAAUGUUAAAUUACCAUCGAUUGAAAAUAAACAACAAACAAGUGAAAAAACAAGCAAAGAUAACCUGACCUCAUCAUCAUUACCAACACUAACUACAGCAUCACCUAUGCCCUCGAUUAAUAUUUAUGAUUGUGAAAGUUUUCAGAGCUUGAUUAAUGACGAAAGUCCUGAUAAUGAUCAAAUAUUUGCUUUUUUCUCAAUGUUUUAUUCCAAUUUCGUUUAUAUGAUACAAUCAUUAACACUGAGUGAUAAUACAAAACAAAUAGAUUGGAAAUAUCUUCAAAUAAUUCAUGAGCAUAUUAUAAAAAAUUCUGAUACAAUAUCUCGAUUAGUACUUAAAACAAUUGCAUCAUGUUGUAUACGAGAAGUUCGUUCAUGUGAAAGUACUCUCAAAGGUUAUACUAUUCUUAUACUGGCACCUGUUUUCGAUGAUUCAUCAAAUAAUCAUAUUUUUGCUCAUGUAUUACGUCGUAUUGCACAUUUUGUAGAUCGUGAACAUCAAGAAAUAGUAUCACUUUUACAAACAUUACCAGUUGAUAUAUUUCGAUCAACUGUUCAUCGUUUACAAACAUUUGUUGCUAUAAAUCUUUUUCCAUCACGUUCAGAUAAUUCAACAUCAGCAUUUGUUAACGGUUGGUGGAUACCAUGUGCUAUUCGAACAUUAGCAUUAUUUAAUCAUGCUAAUGAAAUGAUCAAUGGUCGUAUAAUACCUUUGGCCGAAAUGGCAAUAGAUUCAUUAAAUUAUAUUGAUGGAGAACGUGAUUAUUUUGAAUGGAAACAUCGAAAAUCACGUGGAAUAAUUGGCGGUUUUACAUUUUGCCAGUAUCCAUUUGUAUUCAGUAUUAAUGCUAAACGGACUAUAUUAAAACGUGAUUCUGAACAACAAAUGAUUAUUAAUGCUCGUCGUAGUAUGAUACAAAAAUUUCAAAAUAAGCAAACACCAAAUUUAAAUAUGCUUUUUUUAAAUCUUUACAUUCGACGAUCACAUUUAGUUCUUGAUUCUCUUGCUGAAGUUACAAAAAAACGUGAUGAUUUAAAGAAAAAAUUACGUGUUACAUUUGUUGGUGAACAUGGUCUUGAUAUGGGUGGUUUAACAAAAGAAUGGUUUCUUCUAUUACUUCGACAAAUAUUUUUACCUGAUUAUGGAAUGUUUGUAUUUUAUGAUCUAUCUGGUGUUUAUUGGUUUAAUGGUGCAUCAACUGAUAAUAUUCGAGAAUAUAAUUUAGUUGGUAUAUUAAUGGGUCUAGCAGUUUAUAAUGCAAUUAUUCUUGAUAUACGUUUUCCUUUGGUUUGUUAUAAAAAACUUUUAACACCUGCAUUUAUAGCAGAACCUAUGACACAUUUAUCAAAAACUAAAGUUGGAAUUAUUAAACCAACAUUAGCAGAUUUUCGAACAAUUCGACCUGAUAUUGCUCAUAGUCUUCAAUAUUUACUUGAUUAUGAUGGAAAUGUUGAAGAAGAUUUUGGUCUUACUUUUGAGGUUUCCGUGGCUCACUAUGAUACAGCAAUGAUAUAUCUAUUGAAAGAAAAUGGAUCAAAAAUUGAUGUAACAAAUGAAAAUCGUAAUGAAUAUGUUGAACUAUUAAUUGAUUUCUAUAUAAAUAAACAUAUAUCGAAACAAUUUGAAGCAUUUUAUUAUGGUUUUCAUAGUGUUUGUUCAUCAAAUGCAUUACUUUUACUUGUACCAGAAGAACUUGAAAUGUUAAUAUGUGGAAUGGAACAAUGUAAUUUAAGUAGUUUAGCUAAAAUAACUAAAUAUGAAAAUUGUAGUCCAAAUGAAAAUUUUAUCAAAUGGUUUUGGCAAGUUGUAGAGGAAAUGCCAUCAGAUAAACAAAGACGUCUGUUAUUAUUUGUUACUGGUAGUGAUCGAAUGCCAAUUGGAGGUUUAAGUGAAAUGACGUUUAAAAUUGCAAAAAUAUCAUCAAAUAAAUGUAACAUAAAUGAUUUGUUACCCAUGUCCCAUACAUGUUUCAAUCAAUUACUUUUACCGCCUUAUCCAACUCGUGAAAUUCUUAAAGAAAAAUUAUUUUUGGCUAUUGAAAAUUGUGAAGGUUUUGGUAUUGAAUGA